CGCGAGCGGACGUCUGUGGAGACCGGAGAUCGGAGACCGGAGAUCGGAGAUCGGAGAUCGCCCCAGAUACAAAUACAUAAGGCAAACAGACCGAGAAUCGAUCGAACGUCUGGCGAUCUCGUUUGAAUUCGAAACGCGGGCCAAUCUAGUCUGAUCGGAGAUCUCCACCAGAACUGACGUUGUGCCUCCGUGAAAAAGUUAUAGGCGAUACACAUAUAUAGUCUAGGUGAUAUCCAAACACUUGCACUGGACGAUUAGAGCCGGCCUCUGGGGUGCAAUAGAAAUAGAACGUAAGAAGUCGGAAUAAAAAAUAAACAUCGACCAAGCCGAGCAUACUUAUAACCUGUUUCGAAUCCGUCUAAAUGGACUUCAAAAUGUCCAAAAUGCCAGAGACAACGUUUGCCGACCUGAGUCUGGCUGAUAAGACUGCAGUGAAGAAGUCCAGUAUCGAGGCUCGAAGGUUUUCGGAUGUCUCCACCUGCUCGUUUAGCUCCACCUGUUUCACUGGAAGCUCCGACGAGGAUGAGAUCUCGCCGAAGGACAACCAGCAGCGCAACUCCGCCGGCGGAACUGACUUUUGCGUGAAGAGCAUCUCAAAAAGUGCCUUUGGACGCCGGGAGAUUGAGAUAGCCGAGUCGGAGAUGCCGGGCAUCAUGACACUGCGGAAGAGGGCCAAGGAUGAGAAGCCCCUGAAGGGAGCACAUAUCGUGGGAUGCACCCAUGUGAAUGCCCAGUCAGCAGUGCUGAUCGAGACCCUCGUCCAACUGGGCGCCUCUGUUCGCUGGGCUGCCUGCAACAUUUACUCCACACAAAAUGCAGUGGCUGCCGCUCUGGCAGAUGCGGGUAUCCCCAUCUUUGCGUGGCGUGGCGAGACGGAGGAAGAGUUCUGGUGGUGCCUGGACAGGGCCAUCCAUUUUGAGGGCUGGCAACCGAACCUGAUCUUGGACGAUGGCGGUGAUGCCACGCAUCUGAUGUUGAAGAAGUACCCGGACUACUUUAAGGCCAUUCGGGGCAUCGUAGAAGAGAGUGUGACUGGGGUUCAUCGGUUGUACAUGCUCUCUAAGAGCGGAAAACUUACCGUUCCGGCCAUCAAUGUUAAUGACUCGGUUACGAAGAAUAAGUUUGAUACUUUCUAUACUUGUCGUGACUCGAUUCUUGAUAGCUUGAAGCGCACCACGGACAUCAUGUUCGGUGGAAAGCAGGUGGUCAUCUGUGGCUACGGCGAUGUCGGCAAGGGCUGUGCCCAGAGCCUAAAAGGUCAAGGCUGCAUAGUCUAUAUUACGGAGGUGGAUCCCAUAUGUGCUCUUCAGGCUGCCAUGGAUGGCUUCCGUGUGGUCCGACUCAAUGAAGUGAUAAGGAACGUGGAUGUGGUGGUCACGGCAACGGGUAACAAAAAUGUAAUCACUCGGGACCAUAUGAAUCGCAUGAAGAACGGCAGCAUCCUCUGCAACAUGGGGCAUUCCUGUUCGGAGAUUGAUGUGAAUGGCUUGCACACUCCAGAGCUCACUUGGGAGCGAGUACGUUCCCAAGUAGAUCACAUCAGGUGGCCCGACGGCAGGAUGAUCAUCCUUUUGGCCGAGGGAAGACUGGUAAAUCUAUCCUGCUCCACAAUAUCCUCGUUUGUCGUAUCCGUGGCCUCCUCCACGCAGGCUCUGGCCCUCAUUGAACUCUUUUCAGCACCAGGAAGAUACAAGUCGGAUGUCUAUCUGCUGCCAAAGAAAAUGGAUGAGUAUGUGGCCAGCUUGCAUUUGGCCACCUUUGAUGCUCAUCUCACGGAGCUCACUGAUGAGCAGUCCAAGUUCAUGGGCUUGAACAAGGCCGGGCCUUUUAAAGCCAAUUACUACAGAUAUUAAUCAGUAUUUAAUGUUUUAUCUUGUUAUUCUCGUUCUGUAAUUUUGAUAUUAUUUAGAAAAUAUAUGAAUAUGAAUAUAAAUUGUUUUCUGUAUAAAAGUUAA
Molecule: messenger RNA, 1955 nt
Organism: Drosophila eugracilis
Lineage: Eukaryota; Metazoa; Arthropoda; Insecta; Diptera; Drosophilidae
Gene: AhcyL2
Product: adenosylhomocysteinase-like 2
Exons: 8
Coding region: 363-1853 (496 amino acids)
Biological process (GO): L-methionine cycle
Cellular component (GO): cytosol
Source: RefSeq, a predicted model, not a curated record